This is a messenger RNA of Engraulis encrasicolus (European anchovy), 5256 nucleotides long. RefSeq names its product mucin-2-like. The record is from RefSeq and is a predicted model, not a curated record. The transcript is spliced from 8 exons. Bases 2746 to 3891 code for a protein of 381 amino acids. NCBI's taxonomy places the organism in Eukaryota, Metazoa, Chordata, Actinopteri, Clupeiformes, Engraulidae.
UGUGUGUGUGUGUGUGUGUGUGUGCACUGGUUUCCCUAAUCUCGUGAGCACUUGAGCAUGGAUGCACACCAAUCUCGUGGGCACUUGUGACCUCAUGGGUACCUAAAACCGAGUCCUCAUUAGGACAACCUAUGGAAUGACUUUACAAUGACCUCAAAUGAAGCCUGAGUGAGAAAUUUCGGAAAGUCCCAUGAGGUGGGAUUUUGAGAGAAAAUGUGUGUGUGUGUGUGGCGAGAGGGGCAAGUUACUGACACCGGUGGCCAAACGGUGGUACUGCAGUGUGUGUGUGUAUCUGUGUCGGUCGAUCGCUGAUGACAUCACAUCAUCAAGUGUGCAUCCUGGACGGCUUUACGACCUGGUGGGGACAUUGCCAUGGUAAUCUUUUGUUAGUGUAAAAAGUGUUAGCCUACUUUAUUUGAGUUUCGAGUUCAUAGGGACAUCAAGCCACAGACGGUUGAAACCAACUAUUGGUCCAUAGCUUUACAGAAAGCUAGAAAUUAAAUUGAAUUUAAAUUUAAAUCAUUUAAAAUUAAAAGACAUCUGAUUUAUUUCGUUUUGGAGGGGUGGAAAGCAAGCAAGUAUGAAGGUGACGGACCAUUGUCGUUCGUAGCCUGGACUACCGGUAUGUGUGGGUCUGCCCGGUCGUCACCCAGCAGUCAUCCCUCCCGAUCGAAGCAUUAGCCUCCUAUCUUAUGCCCACAUAAAGCCUUUUGCCGUCGCAUCCCCGCACUAAACACAAUACUGCUACCGCCAUUUUAUCUGACCUGUUCCACACACACACCCAAGUGCCCACCAUGAUACCCCCAUGUUAUGUUUUGCCCGCCAUUUCGUCUAGAUUACGUUCCAUACACCUCUUGUCUGAGUCCUCAGAUGCCCACAUCCCAGCCACGCUCCAAACGUUCCACACACACACACGGUAAGUGCCCACUUUGACCGCGGUGGCACUGGUAGCAGCUACCACCUAAACGCUGUCGCGGCCGCCAUUUCACAAUGUAAUGUGUUUUUCUACCGCCAUUUUAUCACAUACGUUCGAUGCACCUCUUGCCUGGGUCCCCACAUACCCUCAUGCCAGCUCACUCCUUUCUAAAAGUUCUACACACACCUAGUGUGGGUACCCAGAUGACUCGAUACAGGCUAGCCCCCUCCCCCUCCCCACCCAGCUAGAGCGUCAAGUGAUACAGUAACGCUCCCAGUCUAUCACUCCUUCUGGUCGGCUCAAGUUGAAGGUCGUCGAGUGCGUCGUGGUCCUGGAUUUGCGUUACAUGCAGCUGUAUCUUUUAUCAAUGGAAAGUUAAAAGGUAAGUAGCCUAUAUUGCUUAACAUUUAAACAUAUGCGAAUAACACCACCCAAUUUGAGUGCAUGUUUUGAAAUAAACGGAUUAAGAUAUUGCUGAGAUGCUAAGCACGGUUGUAUUUGACGUCGUGAGAUCAGUGCAGAAGCAUUCUCUCAUUUACAUUAAUUUCUCCAUUAGGGCAGAUGCAACUUUUUUGGUCUAUGGACGAAUCCCGAGACGAAAAGACAUCGUCCAACGAGGACGGUGCUAAUGCUUUAAAUCAUCCUAAAAUUGAAGAACAACAUUGAAGAAUUCAGAAGCAUCACUCUUGGUAAGUAACAUUCCUAAUGUACAGUUUUUAGCAUACAGUGUGCAUAUUGAUAACAUGGGAUAACUGAGGUGUUCCUGCACAGUCCGCCACCUCCUAGUCCAAUAGCUCAGUGCUACGUUAAUGUAUGAGACUUCAGGGAGGAGGUUUACUUGCAUUCCAUGCCACACUCUGCUAGUGGGCCUAUGUGCCAUAGGACCAUUCUGAUAGCUCAGUGCUACCGAUACUGUAUGAGGCUUUGGGAGGGAGGUUUCCUAACAUUCCACACCACACUCUGCUAGGUGGCCUCCAUUUCAAUAGCAAUGAUAUACUGUGUAGCAAUAAUGAGUACACCACCGUUAAAAAGCACAAUAACAUUUUGAACAAUAUUUCAAUAAACAUAAAAGUUACAUGUAUUUCAAAUAUGCACAUGGGGUAUGUUUUUAGUAAAACGUCCAUGUAGCUUACCACAGAAAAGUAAGUUUGAUUAUAACAAAAAUCAGCAUUGGCCAUAGGUGUUUGUUAAGGGUCAUUGUCAAGAAAACAAUGAUCAACAGUAAGGACACUGAGUAAUGAUGACAUAUUUGCUAUUCGUAGAGCAAUACUGCUAUGUAUUCAGGAUUUCAAACACCAGCAGCACUCAUGUAUUCUUCAUCUCCAACAUGUAUGUAUGUAUGUAGUGUACAGUUAUCCUAUUCUCCAAGGGCUAUACUUUGACCACUAUUUCUCCCUGCAUUUUAGGCCUAUAUUGAAGGCAGCCACCUUUAAAACAGACUCAGCCUUCUCUAGGUCCUCUGAAUAUAACUACAUCACAUCUCAUUUCUAAGAUUCCUUUACUCAAUAUGUCACAUUUCAUGUUAAGAUGCAUAACAUUAAAAGUAUAUGGGCGCAGUUAAAAAUGACUGCAUCAAAAGAGAUAAUUGACUGCAUGUGGCCUUUGAACUGAAAUGGGUUUGACACCCCUGAUUUAGCUGGUGUCGGAGACGACUAUCAUGCUUGGAGUGGUCAUGUUAUGCAGUUUCAUAAGAAUGCGAUGGGAUAAUGCCAUUCUUUGCAAAGUAACUCUUCUUAUGCAGCACCUGUUUUGCAGGGGACCUAGUCAAGGAGGGAGACCCACACCCUGUCUACAGUACUCCUGUAUUUUCCCUGAACUUGGGAUAUAAGAUGUCAAACAUUCCUUUGAUUUCUGUUUUUCUUUUUGUAACGUUCCAGGAAUCAACAGAUGAAAACAUGUCUUCAGUUACUCCCACAACACCAUGUCCGUUUCCUAUCCUGUACAGUGACCAGGACUCUGCAACCAUGUCCAAGGUGUUAAACUUGACGGACACUGAUAUGGAUCUGUUGGUUCAGUUUCUGGGUCAUGAUAUCCACGUGCACAAGAAGUUCUACCGUCUUCCUGAAGGUACUUUGGAACUGGCCAAAAUAACGAAGAUUCUUACAGCACUGGAGACUGGGCGGUUGGCAGACUUCAAGGGCAGAAAUCUUGAUGAAAUCAAUAUCGACCCCAAUGAGACACUUGAUGUUACGACAGGGUUUCCUGAUGAGGACUGCUCAGACACGGACCCUACCCCAUCACAGCCAGGUGCCAAUAACACCAACAAAGAUUCACCAUCUACAUCAGCAAGAGAUGAAACGCCACAGACACUUGAUGUUACGAGUACGACAGGGUUUCCUGAUGAGGACUGGUUUCCUGAUGAGGACUGCUCUCCUGAUGAGGACUGCUCAGACACGGACCCUACCCCAUCACAGCCAGGUGCCAAUAACACCAACAAAGAUUCACCAUCUACAUCAGCCAGACAUGAAACACCACAGACACUUGAUGUUACGAGUACGACAGGGUUUCCUGAUGAGGACUGCUCAGACACGGACCCUACCCCAUCACAGCCAGGUGCCAAUAACACCAACAAAGAUUCACCAUCUACAUCAGCCAGAGAGGAAACGCCACAGACACUUGAUGUUACGACAGGGUUUCCUGAUGAGGACUGCUCAGACACGGACCCUACCCCAUCACAGCCAGGAGCCAAUAACACCAACAAAGAUUCACCAUCUACAUCAGCCAGACAUGAAACGCCACAGACUGGACCAAGUACAUCACCCAAGAGGAGGUGGACACACGAGGAGGUUGCAGCUGUUGAGGCCAAGUUCAUGAAUCUCAUAAAGGCAGGAAGAACGCCCGGUAAAAGGCAGUGUAUCGAAUGCAUUCAAGCUGCACCAAAAGCACUACAAAACAGAGACUGGACUGCCAUCAAAUACUAUGUCAAAAAUCGAAUCGCCUCAUACCAAAGAGUGGCAAGUAAGAGGGUCACAUAAAAUGUCCCAGACUGGAGCAUUGGUAUCUUGCAGUAGAUAAACAGCUAGGUUGUUGGUGUUCACGUCCUCUUGGCUGCUGUAUUUAGUUCAUCUCUGCAGGAUAGGUGUUGGUGUUAAUGUUGUCUUGGCCACGUUCUCUUGGUUCUCCUUGUUCUCUUUUAUGUAGUAUGAUAGGCUCAGAUGUUUUUCCUGGUGUGAUUCAGCAGUGUAUAACCUUGAGUAAAACUUAUGGAAAGCCUGGUUAAUUAUAUCCCCGAAACGCGGAGUGUCGGGGAUGUAAUGGUUUUGCGUGCACCGCCGCGCCCGCCGCCAUGUCCGCCGCCAUGUCCGCCGCGUUAGGUCUUUCGUGUUAACGCGAUAUCUUUUGAACGGAUGGUGGAUUUGUCCCAGAUUGGGUGUGUGAAGCUGAAGGGUAGGUUCAUGAACUGAUUAGAGUUUGGAGGUCAACACAUUCAAGAUGACCACAUUUUUAUUUGGCCCAUAACUUCUGACUGGGUGGAUUGAUUUGCCCGGUAAUUCCUUAUUUUAAUGGUUCACCAUUUCAGUGAAUCUACCAUAUUCGGUACAGUGUAAUAACCAGUGUAACAAUGUGUAAUACCAUGUAAUUCUAGUGUAAUAUCAGUGUAACAAUAUGCAAUACCAUGUAAUACCACUUACACACAAAUACAUGAUGUAAGUGCAAAAUUGGUACAUGGUGCCACUGGUAUUAUAUGGGAUUAAAUAGUGUUUCACUGGUUACUACACUGUACCUAAUGUGGUAUCUCCUCUGUAAUAGUGAACCAUUAAAACAGUGUUACCAUUUGCCCCACAUUUUCAUUUUCACAAUAAUCAUUUGGUUUUAAGCCUAUGCACGUCAUUGAUCUAUGUAUAGAUAUUAAAUAUAUUUCUUUUAUAUUUUGUAUUUAUCAUACACGUUUUUGAAAAGGUGGACGGGAGUGGUAGGAAUGAUGGGGGACUGGAAGCGUCGCGUUUCGGGGAUAUACCUUAAACAGUCGAAAGCGACUGCACAGGCCUAGUUUGAAAGUGGUUGAUAUGUUUAGUGCCUGACUGAUCAUUUAUUUCACGUAUACUGUGGGCCGCAGACCUUUUGGCGCAGCUUGGUGUGCAAGAGUUGUCUCUAUUUUCUCCAUGCUCAUAAAUCUAUAUCGAGAAGGUUUGUGAUGUGUUUAGUCGAUACAAGGUUAAAUUCUGUCUGUAAUAUAAGCCUUUGUUUAUAUAGGUCUGGGGUCUGAGCAAGUGACCAAUCCACAUGUAGGGUAUCCUCUGUUAGUUUUGCUACUUCUCCCCUUUUCUUUUGGGCACAAUAGGAGAUAAUCUGUCCCCUUAAACUGAUACUGACCCAUUUUUGGAAAUAAGAUCAUAUUA